GGUUGGACUUUGGUAGUGGGAGAGAGAGAGAGAGAGAGAGAGAUAGUGAGUUCCAGUGGAGGAGGACAACAAAGUAAAAAAGAGGGGCCUUUUUAAUUUUCAGGAGACCUCUCCCCUUCCUUGCUUUUCUCUUUGUUUUUUCACAUCUUUGACUCUCUCUCUCUUCUGGGUUUCUGAUAAAGUUGAAAGCUUUCUCCUCUUCCUGCACUCCUCAACUGGGAUUCUCCUCCUUUUCUCUCUUCCAGGAAGUGAGCUCAUGGUGCAGAGGAGAAUAGCUUGUGCUGUUUAGGGGUUUAUUUAGGUUGAGAAUGAGAAAAGAAGUGGAGAUGCAUAAAAAUUUUGAGGGUAAUCCCUUUUCGAAAGGGAAAGGCCCGAAAGAUGGAGGCGUGAUUAGCGUGAUCCAUGGUAAAGGCGAUUGUAACAAUAAUCCAAGACCGCAUAGUUUUGUUAAUCUGAGUUCUGGGAACUGUGCUGGGAAGAACUCUAGUUCAGCAUCUGCUAUUAGCAAUGAGAACGUGUCUUCGAGUGCUAUCUUCAAUGGGAAUUCAAAGAAUACCGAGAAUUCAAUGCAAUCUUCGGAUGGGGUCCUUUCUGCAAAGAGUGAAGUUGAUACUUGGAGGGCGCCCGGGAAGCUGACAUACACGGGUGAGGAUGAAAUUCUCGAUGCAGCUCAGAGAACUGAAUCUUCGUGUUCUAACUCGUAUUUCAUUCAUCCGCUUUGUUCUUCAAAUGACAACUACCUGGAAACGUCAAUUGAAACCAAGUCGUCUGUGCCUAAUGGCUGUUCGAGUGGUGUACCAGCCGGUGCUGAAACAAAAGCCUCCAUUGAAACAAAAGAGGACAAUAAACGAGACAGCUCUCGAAGUUUAUGUUCGAAAGAAGAUUUGCAUCCCGAAUCAGCAUUAGAAGAUAGGAAGGUUUUGGCUGCAGAGAAGCAAUCCCGAACGAUGGAGCUUGCACAGAUGAAUGGUUUUUCCAACAAUAACACUCUCGGCCAGCAAUCAUCCGAGUCUCUAAUUAUAAAGCAUAAAUAUGUUGCUGUUAAGGAAGAGAAUGAACUCGUGAAUAGAUUUGAUCUAAACGAUGAUAUCCCGAGAAGUGGACUAAACAAUCAUAAACAGUCGGUCUCUGAAGGCCGUGAAGCUGUAUCGUCCUCGAACGUGGUACGCCCGAGGGCUAAGUUGGGGGUACCUUUAUGCUUACCCAUCUCCACAAAGAAAUUCGGAGGCGAGCUAGGAUGGAGGGGUACUUCUGUCACAAGUGCUUUUUGUCUCGUUUCUGCAGUAAAGACCUUAAUCGACCUUAAUCUCACUGCAGAAGAGGAUUGUCCAGCAAUCGGGUUUCCAUGGGCAAACGAGAAAAAACCCGGGGUUUCACAUUUUAAACAUUCUUCCUAUAGUGAUUCAAAGCCGGGGGAAAAGUUCACCAUUGACCUUAAUGCUCCCGGUGACAAUGCUGAUAUUGAUUGUCCUCAAUCUUCAUUUCCAGUAAAUUUUACCAAGAAUGCUUCGAUGGACUUUAACUUGAACGAUGAUCCCUCCAUUCAUGAUCAUCUCCAGUUGCAGAGAAACCCGACAUUUGGAAUAAAAACACCCGAACAGGCAGCUGUUCCGAGCCUUCCAACCAAACGACAUCCCAGAGAACAUCUUAACAUUCUAGGACCCGUUUAUAGGGGAGAUUUGAGUCAUAUGCCGGUUUUUAACCAUGCUCGUGGCCAACCCGUCUUGGUGGGUCCACCUAAUCUGCUCCAGCCCGUGGAACGCCUGCAUAGAUUUGUUCCGGUUCAGCCACAGCUAUCACCAUACACAAUGCAGGUCGUGCCAUCUUACUGCUACCCCUCUAACGGUUCGUUCUUCAUCGCCCAAGCUGAUUCACUUCCCGCCCACAAUCUUUGCUAUGGUACCCGAGACCCUCAUGGUAACACUGUUUUCCCUCAAGUUCCAAACUUUCCCGGGGCACCAUAUCUGUUAGGCCCCGUGCGGGGGCAAACCCCGAGUGGUGGUGCUGACCUUCAGCCAAGAUACGAGAUAAAUAGCGGUGAUUUUUCUUCGAUGAAUGGAAGCUGGAAGGAGAACACCACGAGGCAGCUCUUAAUCCCGAGCCAGAAUACAGAACUGAAAUUUUCACAGCCCGCAAAGAGGAGAGAGCCAGAGGGUGGAUGGGAGGCUUACCAGCUUGGCUUAAAGCACACACCAUCAUCUCAUUAAGUAUUUUUUUUCUCACUUCUCUCUGAUCAUAACUAAGAACUGCUGAAAAUUCAUUCUUUGCCCCGAUAUAAUCGGGGGUUUUGAAUGGGUUCUCUCUCAUUGAGUUUACAUACAACCUCUGAAUUGCCCUGGUUUUUCUAAGGGGGCACACAUGAAAUAGGGUAUCCUCUAUAUUAACAGGCUACAUUGUCUUCUGAAUUCUGUUGGUGCCAUUGUGUACAUAUUGGUUUUACAUGAAAGUGAUAUAUUGAGGCCACCAUUAUCUUUAAUGUUGUUAA
Messenger RNA from Ipomoea nil (Japanese morning glory), 2485 nucleotides. RefSeq lists its product as uncharacterized. NCBI's taxonomy places the organism in Eukaryota, Viridiplantae, Streptophyta, Magnoliopsida, Solanales, Convolvulaceae. The transcript has 2 exons. The record is from RefSeq and is a predicted model, not a curated record. Bases 309 to 2207 code for a protein of 632 amino acids.